This is a messenger RNA of Emiliania huxleyi CCMP1516, 531 nucleotides long. RefSeq lists its product as hypothetical. The annotation marks the transcript as partial. Gene Ontology annotation, molecular function: protein binding. The record is from RefSeq and is a predicted model, not a curated record. Lineage: Eukaryota; Haptophyta; Isochrysidales; Noelaerhabdaceae. The transcript has a single exon.
UGUGGGGCGACGCUACUCUGCCGCCCCCAGGGUAUGGUCACCUUCCUGGUCGGCGACAACGAGGAGCGCGUCGAGCACGUGAGCAAGUGCGCCCUCUGCGUGCGGUCCGUGUUCUUUCGCACCAUGUUUGGCAUCGGCAUGAAGGAGCGCGACGCCGCCGAGGUCACGGUGCUCGAAACGGACCUCGCGAGCUUCACCGCCCUCGUCCGCUACCUCCUCACCGACCAGCUCGACCUCGGCGAGGGGGAGGGCGAGCAGGCGCGGCGCGCGCUCGUGCUGCGGCAGCUGGCGCAUAAGUACCAGGUGCCGCGCCUCGAGCUGCUCUGCGCGCAGGCGCUGCAGGAGAGCGUCGGGCCGGCGAGCGCCGUGCCGCUGCUCGAGGCGGCGCACACGACGGGCGACGGGCGGCUCCUCGCGCAUUGCCGCCGCUACGUGGCCGACCACGCCGCCGAGGUGCGGGCGAGCGGCGGCGUGGAGCAGCUGCGCGACAUGAGCGUGGCCAAGGGGCUGCUCGGCGACGCGCUCGACCAG